Molecule: messenger RNA, 599 nt
Organism: Cavia porcellus (domestic guinea pig)
Lineage: Eukaryota; Metazoa; Chordata; Mammalia; Rodentia; Caviidae
Gene: Ghrh
Product: growth hormone releasing hormone
Exons: 5
Coding region: 157-486 (109 amino acids)
Biological process (GO): positive regulation of growth hormone secretion; growth hormone secretion; adenylate cyclase-activating G protein-coupled receptor signaling pathway
Cellular component (GO): terminal bouton; perikaryon; extracellular region
Molecular function (GO): growth hormone-releasing hormone activity; growth hormone-releasing hormone receptor binding; neuropeptide hormone activity
Source: RefSeq, a predicted model, not a curated record
AGGGGGGCAUUGCCCUCUCUGGGCCUCACUGGGCCUUGGGAAUGGUCUACAUGCCCGUGGAGCACAUACCCUGCCAAGAGAGAGGUUACCUGGACAUGAGAAGACAGAAGACACGGUUGCCCUUCCCAGGUCAGCACCCAUCCCAGGUGGUGAAGGAUGCCACUCUGGGUAUUCCUCUUCUUCGUGACGGUCACCCUCAGCAGCAGCUCCCACUGUUCCCCGCCCCUCUCUCUGCCCCUCAGGAUGCAGCGGUACGCAGAUGCCAUCUUCACCAACAGCUACCGGAGGGUGUUGGGCCAACUGUUCGCCCGCAAAGUGGUCCAGGACAUCGCAAACCGGCCGCAGGAAGAGGGGAACCAGGAGCAAGAAGCCAGAAUGCGGCUUGGCCGUCAGGGAGACAGCAUGUGGACAGACCAAAAGCAGGUGGCACUGGAGAGCAUGCUGGUGGCCCUGCUGCAGAAGCACAGGAAGAAUUCCCAAGGAUGAAGAUUCCAGGCUAAGGUUGGACCACUGCUACCCAAAACACAACUCGAUCCAGUUAAACCCAGUUCAGUUCUGACCUUUUUCCUUUUAUAUACAAUAAAAUUUCCCAAUACUGG